AGUGAAUCUACAUAAUGUAGAACAAACAAAGUUCAAAAAGAUAAAGAACGCUGCCCAACUCAUUUUUGCUGAAGAACAAAGUACAUAAACAAGAAGAUAAUGCCAGUGACCAUCUUAGGUUCGAAGCAGCGCGUGGUGGAUCUCCCCGGCCAGCUUUCGAUUGACGAGUUCGCGGGGAACGUGGCAACAAAGGAUGAUCGAAUUUCCAUUGCUUCGGUGGCAGCCAAGGCUGGCACCGCGGAGCCUUGGUUGACGUUGCUGUAUGAUGAAUGGAUUUGCGUCCUCAAAGGAGAGAUUGUCUUUACCUUUAGUCCAGAGGGUGGUGGACCAGAAGGAGAUGUUGUUCGCUGCCCGGCCGGCAGCACGGCGUUCAUCUCGAAGAGUACGCGUUUUCAGCCACAGUUUCCCGUCGAUACGGAGUACAUUCCGGUCUGCCUGCCAGCGUUUCGACCGGACAGGUGUCUGCGAGAAGACAGCAGCGCAGAGAACGAAAAAGUGUCCGCCAGGUUGGCGGAACUGCACGAUGCUGCUCCUGCUGACAGUAAAGCGAACAGUUGUCAACCAACGGAUAGUACCGCGCCGCCCGACAUCUUGUAUCACAUGACGGAAGUGAAGCUGUGGCAGGCGUCGAAAGCGAAAAAAGAAGCGUACUUCCCACCAACUUUUGAGGCGGACGGUUUCUACACGCACGCAACCGCAGUGCCCGCCCGGCUGCUCGAAACGGCUAACCACUUUUACCAGGACAGCACGGACGACUGGGUCUGCCUGCAAUUCAGCCGGGCAAAGCUGCGGAAGGAGUUCGGCGUCAUUACGAAAGACGAACCGCCAAUGCCCGUCGGGGAAAAGAAAGUAUGAUCUGCAAAUAGGAAAUAUAAAUGUUUCCAUUUGUCGACCAACCGUAAAGAUCUAAUUGACGGUGAGAGUCUUAUAUGACUGCGCAUGCACAAGAAAAACGUAGGAGCGUGACGAUCGGUUUCUGUGCUGGCAUAAAAAAGAAAAACCACAAAAAUUCUUCAGGUGGCCGAAGACUGGCAGAGUUCUCAAUGGGUGUGUCCGCAUGUGUACGGUGGGAUCCCUGUUGCGGCUGUCGAGAAGGAGUUCAGAAUGCUACGCGACGAUGCGAAAAAGAAAUUUUUGGGAAUAGAGGGACUCGUUUGAUCAGCACACUGUCACUGGAACUCGUCUGAUGUUACCGAACUCGCAUACAACAAGAACGAAUUCAGAUUUUUUCCACUAGCCUGCUGCAAUUAUUCCCCGGCCCUGGGAUUUUGCACGUAGUCUGGAUACUAAUGGACCGAGUCCAAUUCGUUUGUGUUUUCGAAGGUGAUGGCGUUUUUCAUUGCCUCUGAAUACGCACACUUGCGAUAAAAGAAAAAGGCCGUAGACCUACUGUGUGAUUUUUUGGCACCACGGGCUUUCAUGUGCCAAGUGGUCAGCCGAGAAGACGC
This is a messenger RNA of Amoebophrya sp. A120, 1448 nucleotides long. The record is from the annotation of a GenBank genome assembly. NCBI's taxonomy places the organism in Eukaryota, Dinophyceae, Syndiniales, Amoebophryaceae.